Haplochromis burtoni (Burton's mouthbrooder) is the source of this 2097-nucleotide messenger RNA. It is a transcript of the gene il10ra, whose product is annotated as interleukin 10 receptor, alpha. The transcript is spliced from 7 exons. Gene Ontology annotation, molecular function: protein binding. Lineage: Eukaryota; Metazoa; Chordata; Actinopteri; Cichliformes; Cichlidae. The record is from RefSeq and is a predicted model, not a curated record. The coding region runs from base 222 to 1943 and encodes 573 amino acids.
CAUUUUCGAAAAACAAGGGGCCUCUUCUUCUUCGUACCGCAGAUGUGUAGGCAGCACAGUAUCAGCAGAAAACAGCUGCUUCCUCCUUGUUAAUAUUAAUCAACAGUUUAGUUUAGCUCUUCUGUACAGUUACACAGAGCCACUGUGGAGGCUGGAUGUUUCUGUCGGUGAUGAUUGGAAUAAGGGACUCUGUUGGCGACUACUAACCGGAUUCUAACUAAAUGGUGUAUUUCCAGAUACUUGAAAUGGAUAUCAAAGCCAAAUUGCUGGAUUUUGUCUUCUUAAUGAUCUACAUGAGCCUUGUGUCAGGAGCCGAGGGCAUUCCUGGUCCUGCCAAAGUGAUGGUGAAUAUUUUGGAUGGCGAUGUAACACUACAUUGGGACACACCUGAAGAUGCACCUUCAAACUAUUACUACAAUGUGGAAAUGGCAAAGUACCAAGAUGACUGGGCCAUGUUGGCAAGUUGCACACGGAUUAAUGAUAACUACUGCAGCCUUAACAGUUUUAUAACUGAUUUUGAAUCUGGCUACAAGGUCAGAGUUCAGCUGGUAGCAGGGGGCGAUGAGUCUAUUUGGGUUCGUAAGAAAUUUCUCCUGAAUGAAAGCAAACUGCAACCUCCCUCCUUCACAUUGUGGGCUACAUUCAGCACUAUAAUCGUCUCUGUUCACCCAAAACCCAUUUUGAAGAAGAUUUUUCCUUUUGGUUUAAAGUACACCAUCUACCUAGAGGAGAAAGGACAAGAUAAUAAGAAUACCACGGCAUACUUGAAGGAUGACAUGGAAGAGGAUCAGAAGACUACUUUCACUUCUCUCCAUUGGGGUAAAGAGUACUGUGUCAGCGUCAAGUUAGAGGGCAGUGGAAAUCUCCCCACCAGCAGUGUUUCCAAAAAACAGUGUCUGCAGUUGCCAGAGCAAGAGUAUUACAUUAUUGCCGUAUUAUCCCUAUCAUUUGUGGGUGGGCUGGCAUUAAUUGCAGUCAUAGCAGUCUUCCUGCUGUGUUACCUGAAACGUCCAGAGAAAACACCUGCUGCAUUGAAAUCCCCUGCUAGUGGCUGGCUUCCACUCUAUGUUGAAGAUGGGACUGUGGAGGUGGUUACAGACAAAGGAUGGUUUCUGUCACCAUACAGAAAAGACAUGAAAGAUGGUGUGAAAGACCCAAUCAGUCAUCUUACAGUAACAGAGGACAAUGAAGAAGAGGAGAGGAGGACCAGCAUGGAUAGUGGGCUCAGUAUGGAGUCUAACUCAAACAUUGAAGAGAAUCCACCAACGAGACAAGAUGACAGUGGCUGUGGAAGCAUGGGAGGACCUGAAAGCACAACUAGCAGCCAAACAGAUUACCCACUUGAGAAUGAGCGGGCUGAUUCCAUUCGGAAAAGAGAGGACAGUGGGGUGGGUCUGGGCUGCCAGAUGAUUUCUUGCAUUAACCUGGAUGGGCAGGACAGUGGUCCUCUAAAAGAGUCUGCUGCUGGAGGCAACUAUCGCAGCCAGAGUCCUUCAGAUGUGCAGAUGCAAGCUUCUGAUGAUGAGGAAACAUUUAAACAGAUGCUUCCCGACUUGGUUUUGGCCGAGGUGGUCACGGGCUACAGAGCUGGGCCUCAGUCGUGUAUCUGUUCAGGAGCUGGUCAGUGCAUUUGGUGUCAUCAGCAAGGCCACGAUGAAACCAAAGUCAUCAAACAAUAUAGAAAAGUGUCUAUUGAAAAUGGACUACUUGUAAGCCAAUCUGAUUUAAUAGACUCUUACAAAGGAGAUGUUACACAUCCAGGUUACUCUAGAGAGAAACAAUCUGACACACACAUGAUGGAUGACUUAGAAUCAAUCUUUCCACUGAGGGAUUUUCCUCUGCUGACCUCUCUGUCCCCGCUGCCGUUAAUGAAGUGUGGGCAGGACUUCAAUAUGAACAAUGUGUCCCUUUCUCUCUGCGAUGUACAGCUGAAAAUUGACUGAUAAACUGUGAGAUGUGACAAAACACUUUAUUUAAAAAGAAAAAAAAAUCCUGCCACCGCAUGUUACAGUGCAAUACUGGAGCAAUAAACUCACAUUUUCUACUUAAUGAAACAGAAGCACUAGAGUGAGGUAAAAUGUUCCAGUGCCAGAAACU